CGCGUUUCUCUAACUUAUCGAUAUGUGGGCAGCCAAACUGAUUGUGGUCACACUGCUGCUGCUGCAUUUGACAGCCCUGGCGCUCAGCUGUUCGUGCGGCGAAGAGGCGAAUUUGGAGUGCGGUUGCACAAAACAUCACUAAAAACAGAAAUACUUGGAAAUAUU
This is a messenger RNA of Drosophila mauritiana, 165 nucleotides long. Its product is annotated as gonadal protein gdl-ORF39. The transcript has a single exon. The record is from RefSeq and is a predicted model, not a curated record. The coding region runs from base 23 to 142 and encodes 39 amino acids. Lineage: Eukaryota; Metazoa; Arthropoda; Insecta; Diptera; Drosophilidae.